This is a messenger RNA of Nematostella vectensis (starlet sea anemone), 1127 nucleotides long. RefSeq lists its product as uncharacterized. The transcript has 6 exons. The coding region runs from base 119 to 1021 and encodes 300 amino acids. Lineage: Eukaryota; Metazoa; Cnidaria; Anthozoa; Actiniaria; Edwardsiidae. Gene Ontology annotation, molecular function: protein binding. The record is from RefSeq and is a predicted model, not a curated record.
UUAGUCUAAGCUACCAGCUGAUCAGUAUAGAAGAUGAGAAUCAGCAUUCCCAUUAUAUUUGAAACGUUAUAUAUAAAACUUUCCAACGAACUUUUGUAAGUCUUUAUAAGGUUCUUCAAUGCCACAAUCAAUGUUUCUAGUAGGCAUCUUCGCAUCAUUCGUCUUUUUAUCCGUGGCUAAGGGCGGAAGUAUCACAUUUCCGGAUCACAGGGGGAACACGGUUACUGUCAGCUAUGAACCAGUUGGGUGCUUUGCAGACACUAACAGACGAGCAUUACGUAACGAGUACUAUAACUACCGCCGGAAAAUAAACUGGAACGUCUACCCAGACUUUAGUGCGGUGAUCAACAACUGUGCACGCCAGGCGUACUUGAAUGGCUUUCGUACUAUGUUCGCCGUUCAGUUUUGGGGAGAAUGUUGGAGCGACGGGUCCGCCUUCACGAGAUUCAUGAAGUAUGGACCAUCGAGCAAUUGUGCACAUGGCGUGGGCAAGCAUUGGGCGAAUUACGUGUAUCAUAUGAUGGUCACCCAGAACUCGGUGGUUCAGCAGUGUACCUCAAACGGAGAGGUGUACAACGAAGGAGAUACGAUGUAUGUGCCGAAUGAGUGGCUGGACGUCAAAGACGCUGCUUGCCAGAAGUGUGAGUGCAAUAGUGGAAAAGCUUCAAGUUGUUCUAUAGGCUAUCACUGCGACGCCUUGCUUGAUGGCGCGUGCGAAAAAUACGUCUUGAAGCCAAAGCAGUGUUGCCCCACCUGUGCGUGCGUGCAUAACAACACUGAGAUGGCAGAGGGCUCUACUUGGGCGUUUCGUAAAGACGCCAAGUGCCACGAGUGCACAUGCUCGCGUGGCAAUGGAAAAUGCUCUUUUGUGGGAUGUUCCUGUCCAGUAGGGCAUCAUCAAUCAGAUUCAAUUCCUGAAGGGAAAUGCUGUCCAGAAUGCGUUUCAGAUGCUAAAAGUUCUAAAGAAGCGAUCGCUCUACCGGCCGAGAAACCUCCACCAACUUGGCCAUUAUGGCCAUAACGAUCCAGAAUAAAAAGAAAACAACCCAAAUCAAUCAAAUCAAUCUAUGAGUAUGUCGUUAGAAUAAAAUAAAAUAUAUGGUAAUAAAACUAAUCUAAAGGAUUAA